CUAGAAAAGAUGGUGGCUUACAUGGUGACAUACUACAUUGAUUGUUGCUCGAUUUCAAGUGUAUUCACUUCUUAAUUGGAACGUUUUUUUUCAACUGCAGCCAUGCUCAAAUUACCAUAUGGAUAAUAACUUCAAGCUGGCCAUGAAUUACGGGAAAAAAAUUGCCUUGUUCCGCCCAUCUAGUCGCAGUAUUGAGAGUGAGAGUGUUAUAAGUUUCGAUGAGCUUGAAGAUGACGAAAAAGACAAUGUCAAGCGCAAAACUCGCAAUCUCAGCGAGAAGAAGCGCAGGGAUCAGUUCAACGUCCUCAUCAAUGAGCUGUGCUCCAUGGUCGCGGCCAACAGUAAAAAGAUGGACAAGUCGUCCGUGCUUAAGUCGGCGAUACAGUUCCUCAGGAAUCAUCAAGAGUUCUCCGUGCAGUCAGCUGCCAAUGAGAUAAAGGAGGACUGGAAGCCGACAUUUUUGUGCAAUGAAGAGUUUGCUCAGCUCAUGCUGGAGGCUGUGGACAGUUUCUUGGUGGUGUUCACUCAACAGGGAAAAAUUCUCUUCACGUCCGACAGCAUCACGUCUCUGCUGGGACAUCUAGCGGGGGAUCUGAUCAACCAUUCGUUGUACGACUUGAUGCACGAGGACGACCGGGUCAAGUUUUUCAACCUGCUCUCCAAACAUUCCUCACAAGACGUGCCCGAGGAGAAGACGAUGUCAUUCACCUGCCACCUGAAGCGAGGCACCAUCGACCCAGGGGAGCCAAUCACAUACGAGUAUGUCCGAGUCUGUGGGACAUCGCAAGUCAUCGGUGAUUCCGAUGAAGAUGCCAUGGUGAACGACAACAGCGACUUUAUUGGCAUCGACCUACCAGAACAGUCGCUGUGCUUCUGCUGCACGGUGCGCCUCCAGACCUCUCACAUCAUCCGGGAGAUGUCCACGGUGGACGAGGCCACUAACGAGUUCACCUCUCGUCACUCGCUGGAGUGGAAAUUUUUGUUUUUGGACCACAGAGCUCCACCGAUCAUAGGUUACCUGCCGUUUGAAGUCCUGGGGACGUCGGGUUACGACUACUACCACCCUGAUGACCUUGAGAUUGUGUCGAAAUGCCACGAACAGUUGAUGGCCAUGGGCAAAGGCACGUCCAGCUUUUACCGGUUCCUCACCAAAGGCCAGCAGUGGAUCUGGCUGCGCACGCGGUACUUCAUCACCUACCACCAGUGGAACUCCAAGCCAGAGUUCAUCACCUGUACCAACACUGUCGUCAGCUACCAAGACGUCAGGAAGCAGCUGCGACAGGACAUGGGUUACGUCGACGGCGACUCUGCGGUCUCCACCAACGACUCCAACGCCACGGGAAGCGGCAGCAACGGCGCCAGUUUCCCUUCGGGGGCGGCCAGGGAAGAGCGCUCGUCUCAAGAGGGUCACGUGACCUCGUUCAGCCAAUCCAAGAGCUUGAGCGCCCUCAACAGGAGGAUGGUGCAGUCCCCAGAUGUGGCCUCGACACAACCGCUGCCUCAGCCAAGUCUAGUGGCAGGUCACACAGCUCCAGUAUAGCUCCGACCAUGGUGACCAGCAGUUCUCAGGCCAGCCUAGUGAGCCACAGCGGCCCGCCCUCGGCCAACAGUCAGUCCCAUGCCGCCCCGAAUCUUGUGCCAGUCAUGGCUGCCGCCACGCCCACUAGCCUGGUCACCAUGGCCUCCAGUCAGAGG
Messenger RNA from Aplysia californica (California sea hare), 1695 nucleotides. Its product is annotated as circadian locomoter output cycles protein kaput. NCBI's taxonomy places the organism in Eukaryota, Metazoa, Mollusca, Gastropoda, Aplysiida, Aplysiidae. The record is from RefSeq and is a predicted model, not a curated record. Gene Ontology annotation, molecular function: RNA polymerase II cis-regulatory region sequence-specific DNA binding; protein dimerization activity; DNA-binding transcription factor activity, RNA polymerase II-specific. Gene Ontology annotation, biological process: circadian regulation of gene expression; regulation of transcription by RNA polymerase II. Gene Ontology annotation, cellular component: CLOCK-BMAL transcription complex; nucleus; cytoplasm.